AAUUUUUAUUAACAAUUUUAGCAAACCUUGAAUAGCUUCAUGGGAUUGUCAUGGAAAGCAUGGAAAGAAGCUAGAGAAACUAUCCAAAGUAUCCUGUCUGAGGGUAAUCCUGCAAUUAGAGGUAAUCCGGAUCUCAUGAAAAGAGCAUUUACUACCCAAGCUGAAGCUAUAAUGCAUUUGCCAGCAAAAAUUGGAGAUUACACAGACUUCUAUUCAUCCAUUCAUCAUGCUACAAAUGUUGGGAUCAUGUUUAGGAGCAAAGAAAAUGCUUUAAUGCCUAAUUGGAAAUAUUUGCCGGUUGGUUAUCAUGGACGGGCUAGUUCAAUAGUAGUGUCUGGAACACCAAUACACAGACCCCAUGGACAAACAUUACUUGCCGAAGGUACUCCUCCUGUGUUUGGGACAAGCAAAUUGAUGGAUUUUGAAUUAGAAAUGGGCUUUUUCGUAGGAGGAUCGAACAAACUUGGAGAACCAAUCCCUGUUGAGAAAGCGCAUGAACAUAUUUUUGGAUUCGUCAUCAUGAAUGACUGGAGUGGUGAGUUUAAAAAAAUAAGGAUUUACCAACUUUUUGUUGUUUUAGCGAAAGGUUCCAAUGUUUCGACCACCGUAUGUCGUUCAAAUUACAAAUAUUUGUAUUGGACUGCAAAACAGCAACUUGCUCAUCAUACCAUUACAGGCUGUAAUGUAAAUCCUGGAGAUUUGAUGGCUAGUGGAACCAUCAGCGGAGAGACAUCAGAUUCGUUUGGAUCCAUGCUGGAGCUCUCUUGGAAAGGGACCAAGCCUUUGACCUUACUGGAUGGAUCUCAGAGGAAGUUCCUACUCGAUGGCGACACAGUUACAAUGAAAGCUUCUUGUCAAGGAGAUGGUUUCAGUAUAGGAUUCGGGACUUGUGAAGGAAUGCUGCUGCCCCCCAAAACGUUAAACUGGCUUUAGUGGAUCCAGAUUACUGUUGAACGAUGUAUUGUUUUGAAUUAAAUUUUUAUAUUCUUCCUA
Messenger RNA from Leptinotarsa decemlineata (Colorado potato beetle), 993 nucleotides. It is a transcript of the gene Faa, whose product is annotated as fumarylacetoacetate hydrolase. The record is from RefSeq and is a predicted model, not a curated record. Lineage: Eukaryota; Metazoa; Arthropoda; Insecta; Coleoptera; Chrysomelidae. Gene Ontology annotation, biological process: L-tyrosine catabolic process; homogentisate catabolic process; L-phenylalanine catabolic process. Gene Ontology annotation, molecular function: fumarylacetoacetase activity.